Schistosoma rodhaini is the source of this 1588-nucleotide messenger RNA. NCBI's taxonomy places the organism in Eukaryota, Metazoa, Platyhelminthes, Trematoda, Strigeidida, Schistosomatidae. The record is from the annotation of a GenBank genome assembly.
AAAAUGAAAGGUCAACUUGACUGGAAAUGGGGGAUAAGAGGAGACAAGGAUAAUAAAGAAAUAGUGUAAAAACAACAUAGAACCUCAUCACUAUGGAUAAUAAGCCAAUAUUAUUGGGGGAACUUUAAUAUGAGAACGAACCGUUUUUGAAUACACAUUGGGAGUUUGAAUUUUUAUAUGGCUAAUGCUUCAAUAAACCUUGGUAUACGCCAUUUCACACUUUUAUGCAACACCACAAAGGCCGAAAUACGAUCAAUCUUAUUAUUAUCCUUGUCUCCUCUUAUCCUCCAUUUCUAGUCUACUUGACCUUUUAUUUUUAAAUAAUAUUAUUUAGUUUCAAUGUGAACAAUCAGGUUUUAGCAACAAUAAGAAAUGUAUAUCCACUUCAGUGUAAAUACAUUUCAACACGUGCAACAUCCAUCUGUUGUCUAUCGAAUAUGGAACACAAUUUAGGUGAGUUGAAAAUGGAAAUUCGUCACAGGAUAAUUGUAGUUCAGGAAGGUGUAUUCUUGAUUUUCUUCAUAUUAUUUCGCAUUGUAAUCUACUGAAUAAUUCAGCUUGUCUCAUAGUGGUAAUCAGACAAACAGACAAUUUGUGGAGUUUAUUUACACAAGAAAGUUUCAGUUUGUUAUUACGGAAAAAUAUUAUUGAUCCAUUCAGUUCCAGUUCACUUGCUCAUGAUCACAAUAAUGCAUUUCAUUACUGAUUUCGGAGGAAAGCUUCUCAUUAUUUCAGCCACAUUUUAAGUGAUUUAUAAUGUGUAAACACCUGAAACGUAUAUUCAUUAUGUUGAUUCUGCUUUUCUUUGCCACAGAUCUCAAUUGCAAUAUUAGUCACAAAAAGUUUAGAUGUUGCAAUUAUGCUAACAAUCUUUGCGUUGGGACAUCUUUUACAAAUUCAUUGUAUUCUGGAUGUAAGCUGAAUUUACAUAGUUUGAAAACUCUUUGUUUCCAUUGCUUAACAAAAAUGGUAAUACUCUUUCAUAUCACAGAUUGGCUUUUCCUUGUAACAUCAUGAAGAAGAGGAGUCGCUUACUGAGACUAUUUAGUACAUUACAAGUUAGAUUCAUUUCAAAUCUACGACGAUCGAAUGAACUAGAGAUAAACUCAAUUGUAAAUUCAAAUUUCUUUUGUAUGAAGAGUGCUGUAUAACUUUACUUGCAGUUUUUACUAAAAAUAAUUGAGAUUGAGAUGGUUUAAUUCUUUCAUACAUUUUUUUAAAUAUAUAUUCAUAAAAUGGUACAAAAGCAAAUAGCUGUUGAAUUCACUAGAUCUAAAUACUUUGCGAUAUCCCUUAAUCAACGUUAAAUUGUCUUUAGAGAUACAGUAUACCAAGAUAAAUAUCAUGACUGUUUACUUUGAAACGCAUUCAGAUUGUCUUUUCGAACGUAUCUAUGUAACAUAAGGCUUUUGGCCACUAGGCCAAAAUUUUUUCUCAAAAUGUCUGUCUCAUUUAUAUAUCCAGUGGAACAAUUAUACCGGCAAUAAUUCAAUUAUUCUGAAGUAUUUGGAAGACUUCUUACUUGUUAAUCUAUUUCCUAAUAAAUAGAUGAAGGACACUUUGACAAAUCCUCACACUGAAGCCAAAA